Molecule: messenger RNA, 1132 nt
Organism: Schizosaccharomyces cryophilus OY26
Lineage: Eukaryota; Fungi; Ascomycota; Schizosaccharomycetes; Schizosaccharomycetales; Schizosaccharomycetaceae
Product: ubiquitin conjugating enzyme Ubc7/UbcP3
Exons: 3
Coding region: 401-901 (166 amino acids)
Cellular component (GO): cytosol; endoplasmic reticulum
Source: RefSeq, a predicted model, not a curated record
CUUACACAAAAAAGCUUAUUUUCACAAAAGUCUGGAAAACAUAUCAAGACGACUCAUUCUUUCUGUCAAUAAAGGUUUCUUUCAUUUUUGUUUUCUGUGGGCUCAAUAUUGAAUUCGUUUCUAUUUAUAAUAGCGACCUAAUCAUUGGUUUUUUACCGUUUAGUUGAAUCUCGCAAUCUUACAUUUCGCGCUGUAUCGCAAACGCAAUCUGAUAUUACUGAACUAUAAUUUGCUUCGUUAUCCAUAAACAGCCUAGGGAUUUUAGAACUAUUUGAACAAGUUGACCUUACAAGGAAGGUUUUUCAAGUAUCCAUUUCUUAUUACAAAUAUAGCAGAACAAAAAAAAAAUACCUGUCUUCUAUAAAAUUUGCGCUAUAAAUUAACUUCAAAUAUCAGCAAAAUGAGUAAGGCAAUGGCACUGCGUCGCUUGAUGAAAGAGUACAAGGAGUUGACUGAGAAUGGACCGGAUGGAAUUACAGCUGGUCCUUCGAAUGAGGAUGAUUUUUUUUUCUGGGAUUGCCUAGUUCAGGGACCAGACGGUACUCCAUAUGAAGGUGGUUUGUAUCCGGCGUCUCUUAAAUUUCCCUCGGAUUAUCCUUUAGGUCCUCCCACGUUAAAAUUUGAGUGCGAGUUUUUUCAUCCUAACGUCUAUCCAGAUGGUACAGUCUGUAUUUCUAUUUUGCAUGCUCCUGGUGAUGAUCCAAAUAUGUAUGAAUCGUCAUCUGAACGAUGGUCACCAGUUCAAUCUGUAGAAAAAAUACUGCUUUCUGUGAUGUCUAUGCUGGCGGAACCUAAUGACGAGAGUGGUGCCAAUAUAGAUGCCUGUAAGUUAUACAGAGAAAAUUAUGAGGAUUAUUGCCGUGUUGUUCGAAAGCUAGCUCGAAAAACUUUGGGCCUUUAAAAUGGUAUUCAAAAAAAUAGAAGUAUAGACUUAUACGUUUAUUCUAUUGUCACUCUUUUGUAUCCAUUACUCACCUUUCUUCCCUAUGUUCCUCAUAUAAGCCCUUAAGAUCCUUCAGUUACAAUUAUUUAUGUACAAGCAAAUAAAUUCAUCAACGCAAAUCUAGUGAUAUUGUAAAGAGCAUGCAUGUAUAAUUAAGCUGCUCCUGUACACCCUAAGGAGAAAAAAACC